AGCUGACCACAAUGCUGUCUUUGUGGGUGAUUAGGCCACAAACCUAGACUCACCCUGGACCCUUCUCUCACCUCCCCGGGGCAUGCUAUCUGUCAGCAAGUCCUAUUCUGUGUUCAGGCUUUCUCCAGACCCCAGCUACUUCUCGCCAGCCCCACUGCUACCACCAUCAUCUACCGCAGUGGCUUCUUCAGCCCCGACAGUCUGUUCUUCUCACAACCGCCAGGGGGAUCCUGUUGAAAUCUCAGUCACAGCCUGUCAUCCCUCUGUUCACAACCCUCUUGUGGCUCCUGUCUCACUCAACAUCCUGACAGCACCCGAAAAAGCCUGGCUCAGUCUGGCCCCCGUCACUCUGUUCUCCUCUCCCGCUGCCUCCCUCCUCUCCCCCGAACCCAUGUCGGCCUCCUCUCCCCAUGUCACCUGCCAGGCACUCUCCAGCCUUGGGCCCUUCACACCGGCUGCCGCUUCCACCUGGCUUGCUGCUCUCAGAUACUCACGAGCUCAGUUCCUUCACCUCCUUUUGGUCUCUGCCCAGUUGUCCCCUCCUUGGCGACUACUCUCCCCUGACUCUCCAUGUAAAAGUAACAGCUCUCCCCUGCUUGAUUUUUUUCCCAUAACCCUUACCACCAUCCGACGCACUCUUGUACAUGUUUGCCUUUUUUCUCAUCUGCCUUCCCUGCUAAGAUAUGAGCUCCUCUGGAGCAGGGAUUGUUGUCUGUUGCGUUCUCGACUGUAUCCGCAGCACCUGGCCCACAGUAGGCACUCACCAAAUGCUUGCUAAGUGAAGGAGAUGGAAAGAAGUAAACAUAUCAAAGCAAGGCAGAUUACUAGAACUCUUAUGAGGGGUCAAGUGGGAGAAAUAACAAAAUACAAAGCCCCGUGUGCUGUUGAAGCUGGAAGCCCACCGUCACCUUUCACUCAGCUGAUAGGUUCUGUUGCAGCUGAAAGAAGAACUGGUAAAAUUGCCUGUCUUUGCCACCAGGAGUCACUCUGAACUCUUUGGACUUCUGAAACAAGCCUGCCUGCAAAACAAAUUCAGUGAGGUCUCUGGUGACAGGACUCUCUAAUCGGACACUUCAUGGCUUUGUGACUUGUAUAAUUGAACAGGAAGCUCAUGUUUAUUUCCAGUUUGCUCUCAGGAAAGAAAGCAGUAAUGGGGUGACAGGGAGGAUCCUGUUCUUUGAAGGACAUGCUGAGAGGGAACAGUCGGUGUGAGGGGCCCUUUAGCCUAAUGGUGAAAUGCUUAGUCAACUGGAACCUGACUGCCUGGCUCCAAAUGCUGGCUCUGCCACAUGUGGCCUAUGGAAGGUACCCCUGGGAUGGCGUGAGCACUCCCCCAGCGAUGGACCCAUCUGUGACGCUGUGGCAGUUUCUGCUGCAGCUGCUGAGAGAGCAAGGCAAUGGCCACAUCAUCUCCUGGACUUCACGGGAUGGUGGUGAAUUCAAGCUGGUGGAUGCAGAGGAGGUGGCCCGGCUGUGGGGGCUACGCAAGAACAAGACCAACAUGAAUUACGACAAGCUCAGCCGGGCCUUGCGGUACUACUAUGACAAGAACAUCAUCCGCAAGGUGAGCGGCCAGAAGUUCGUCUACAAGUUUGUGUCCUACCCUGAGGUCGCAGGGUGCUCCACUGAGGACUGCCCGCCCCAGCCAGAGGUGUCUGUUACCUCCACCAUGCCAAAUGUGGCCCCUGCUGCUAUACAUGCCGCCCCAGGGGACACUGUCUCUGGAAAGCCAGGCACACCCAAGGGUGCGGGAAUGGCAGGCCCAGGCGGUUUGGCGCGCAGCAGCCGGAACGAGUACAUGCGCUCGGGCCUCUAUUCCACCUUCACCAUCCAGUCUCUGCAGCCGCAGCCACCCCCUCAUCCUCGGCCUGCUGUGGUGCUCCCCAAUGCAGCUCCUGCAGGGGCAGCAGCGCCCCCCUCGGGGAGCAGGAGCACCAGUCCAAGCCCCUUGGAGGCCUGUCUGGAGGCUGAAGAGGCCGGCUUGCCUCUGCAGGUCAUCCUGACCCCGCCCGAGGCCCCAAACCUGAAAUCGGAAGAGCUUAAUGUGGAGCCGGGUUUGGGCCGGGCUUUGCCCCCAGAAGUGAAAGUAGAAGGGCCCAAGGAAGAGUUGGAAGUUGCGGGGGAGAGAGGGUUUGUGCCAGAAACCACCAAGGCCGAGCCAGAAGUCCCUCCACAGGAGGGCGUGCCAGCCCGGCUGCCCGCGGUUGUUAUGGACACCGCAGGGCAGGCGGGCAGCCAUGCGGCUUCCAGCCCUGAGAUCUCCCAGCCGCAGAAGGGCCGGAAGCCCCGGGACCUAGAGCUUCCACUCAGCCCGAGCCUGCUAGGUGGGCCGGGACCCGAACGGACCCCAGGAUCGGGAAGUGGCUCCGGCCUCCAGGCUCCUGGGCCGGCGCUGACCCCAUCCCUGCUUCCUACGCAUACAUUGACCCCGGUGCUGCUGACACCCAGCUCGCUGCCUCCCAGCAUUCACUUCUGGAGCACCCUGAGUCCCAUUGCGCCCCGUAGCCCGGCCAAGCUCUCCUUCCAGUUUCCAUCCAGUGGCAGCGCCCAGGUGCACAUCCCUUCUAUCAGCGUGGAUGGCCUCUCGACCCCCGUGGUGCUCUCCCCAGGGCCCCAGAAGCCAUGACUACUACCACCACCACCACCACCCCUUCUGGGGUCACUCCAUCCAUGCUCUCUCCAGCCAGCCAUCUCAAGGAGAAACAUAGUUCAACUGAAAGACUCAUGCUCUGAUUGUGGUGGGGUGGGGAUCCUUGGGAAGAAUUACUCCCAAGAGUAACUCUCAUUAUCUCCUCCACAGAAAACACACAGCUUCCACAACUUCUCUGUUUUCUGUCAGUCCCCCAGUGGCCGCCCUUACACGUCUCCUACUUCAAUGGUAGGGGCGGUUUAUUUAUUUAUUUUUUGAAGGCCACUGGGAGGAGCCUGACCUAACCUUUUAGGGUGGUUAGGACAUCUCCCCCACCUCCCCACUUUUUUCCCCAAGACAAGACAAUCGGGGUCUGGCUUGAGAACGACCUUUCUUUCUUUAUUUCUCAGCCUGCCCUUGGGGAGAUGAGGGAGCCCUGUCUGCGUUUUCGGAUGUGAGUAGAAGAGUUAGUUUGUUUUGUUUUAUUAUUCCUGGCCAUACUCAGGGGUCCAGGAAGAAUUUGUACCAUUUAAUGGGUUGGGAGUCUUGGCCAAGGAAGAAUCACACCCUUGGAAUAGAAAUUUCCACCUCCCCAACCUUUCUCUCAGACAGCUUAUCCUUUUCAACCAACUUUUUGGCCAGGGAGGAAUGUCCCUUUUGUUCUUCCCCCUGAGAAGCCAUUCCUUUGUCUGCCAACCUCCCUGGGGUCCUGCCUGUUUCCUCCCAAUGGAGGGUUUUUUUGGGGGGUGGUCCCCGUCUGGGGGGCCCCUCCAGCCAGUACUCCAGGUCUCCCUGUCUCUCCCCCGCUGCCAUUUUGAUAGUAUAAUCUAUUUUUAAAUGGGGCUUUUCAAUAGGGGAGAGGGAGUCAUCUCUUCCUAUAUUUGGUGGGGUGGGUGGGAAGGAAGGGAUUUGGGGGGGAAUCUUCCUGCUGCCUCCCCCACUCCAAGUGUUUAUUUUUGAUACCAAACGUGAAUUUUCAGUUCCCUCCCUCCCAGCCCCCCAAUUUCCUGCGGGCGGGUACAAAGGACCCUUUCAAUGUCCCUGGAGUUGGGAGGGAGGAAUGGGGGACAUAAAGCCUGUCCUGUCUCUAUUCUAGGCAAGAGAGAGUGGGUUCAAAAGACUCCUGGGCUCACCUGUUAGCGCUGGCCCAGCCCAGGCCUUGGGACCUGGGGGUUGGUGAUUUGGGGGACGGUGCUACACUCGUCUCCACUGUUUGUUUUACUUCCCCAAAAUGGACCUUUUUUUUUUCUAAAGAGUCCCAGAGAAUGGGGAAUUGUUCCUGUAAAUAUAUAUUUUUCAAAGUGA
Messenger RNA from Pan troglodytes (chimpanzee), 3934 nucleotides. RefSeq names its product ETS transcription factor ELK1 (gene ELK1). Gene Ontology annotation, biological process: regulation of transcription by RNA polymerase II; cell differentiation. The transcript is spliced from 6 exons. Gene Ontology annotation, cellular component: nucleus. Gene Ontology annotation, molecular function: sequence-specific DNA binding; DNA-binding transcription factor activity, RNA polymerase II-specific. The record is from RefSeq and is a predicted model, not a curated record. The coding region runs from base 1187 to 2626 and encodes 479 amino acids. NCBI's taxonomy places the organism in Eukaryota, Metazoa, Chordata, Mammalia, Primates, Hominidae.